Molecule: messenger RNA, 3580 nt
Organism: Plectropomus leopardus (leopard coralgrouper)
Lineage: Eukaryota; Metazoa; Chordata; Actinopteri; Perciformes; Serranidae
Gene: atp6v0a1a
Product: ATPase H+ transporting V0 subunit a1a
Biological process (GO): proton transmembrane transport; vacuolar acidification
Cellular component (GO): vacuolar proton-transporting V-type ATPase complex; vacuolar proton-transporting V-type ATPase, V0 domain; plasma membrane
Molecular function (GO): proton-transporting ATPase activity, rotational mechanism; ATPase binding
Source: RefSeq, a predicted model, not a curated record
CGUAAGCUACCGAGCAGCGUAGUCCAUCAUCAACAGCAUAGAGAGAACCAGGAAGGAAACCAAGGAGGAGAGAGACAUCUCCCCCUCAAACAAUUCCACAGCCUCUGGUUGAUUUUAAGGGUGCUGAGCGCUCCCAUCCUUUGGCAACAUGGGGGAACUCUUCAGAAGUCAAGAGAUGACGCUGGCUCAGCUCUUCCUCCAGUCAGAAGCUGCCUAUUGUUGUGUCAGUGAACUGGGAGAGAUCGGGAUGGUGCAGUUUCGGGAUCUGAAUCCUGAUGUUAAUGUGUUCCAACGGAAAUUUGUCAACGAAGUACGACGAUGUGAGGAGAUGGAUCGCAAGCUGAGAUUUGUGGAGAAAGAAAUAAAGAAGGCCAACAUCCCGAUAGUUGACACAGGAGAAAACCCAGAAGUCCCCUUCCCCAGGGACAUGAUUGACCUGGAGGCCACAUUUGAGAAGCUUGAGAAUGAGCUGAAGGAAAUAAACACCAACCAAGAAGCCCUGAAGAAAAACUUCCUGGAACUUACCGAGCUCAAGCACAUCCUGCGUCGCACGCAGCAGUUUUUUGAUGAGAUGGAGGAUCCCAGUUUACUGGAGGAGUCAUCCACCCUCCUGGACCCCAAUGAGCCCAUCCGAGUGGCUCCUCUCAGACUGGGAUUUGUGGCUGGAGUCAUUGGCAGGGAACGCAUUCCCACAUUUGAGAGGAUGCUGUGGAGAGUUUGCAGAGGAAAUGUGUUCCUGAGGCAGGCAGACAUUGAAGAUCCUCUGGAGGACCCGGCUACGGGCGAUCAAGUCCACAAGUCCGUCUUCAUCAUCUUCUUCCAGGGAGACCAACUUAAGAAUAGAGUCAAGAAGAUCUGUGAGGGGUUCAGAGCAACCUUGUACCCGUGUCCAGAAACACCGCAGGAGAGGAAAGAGAUGCUUGCAGGGGUGAAUGCACGCAUCGAUGACCUGCAAAUGGUGCUGAACCAGACUGAGGAUCACAGGCAGCGGGUCCUGCAGGCUGCAGCCAAGACGAUCAGAGUGUGGUUCAUCAAGGUGAGGAAGAUGAAGGCCAUCUACCACACCCUCAACCUCUGCAACAUUGACGUCACUCAGAAGUGUCUGAUCGCUGAGGUGUGGUGUCCCGUCUCCGACAUGGACUCCAUCCAGUUUGCCCUCCGCAGGGGGACGGAGAAGAGCGGCUCCACUGUGCCUUCCAUCCUGAAUAGGAUGCAGACCAAGCAGACUCCGCCCACCUAUAACAAGACAAAUAAGUUCACCGCAGGCUUCCAAAACAUUGUGGAUGCUUAUGGAAUCGGCAGCUACCGCGAGGUUAACCCAGCGCAAUUCACCAUCAUCACCUUCCCCUUCCUAUUUGCUGUUAUGUUUGGUGACCUGGGCCACGGGGUGCUCAUGACCUGUGCCGCCCUGUACCUUGUGUUGAGAGAGAGCAGGCUGAUGGCCCAGAAGAACGAUAAUGAGAUGUUCAACAUGGUGUUUGCAGGGCGCUACAUCAUCCUGCUAAUGGGAAUAUUCUCAGUCUACACUGGGAUGAUUUACAACGACUGCUUUUCAAAGUCCCUCAACAUUUUUGGCUCUGGCUGGAGCGUCAGGCCCAUGUUCGACAUUCGACGCGGGGGCAACUGGACGUUUGAAAUACUGCAGGAAAAUAAACUUAUGCAGUUGGACCCGGUUAUAGAUGGAGUGUUCACUGGACCGUACCCCUUUGGAAUCGAUCCGAUAUGGAACAUUGCCACCAACAAGCUGACAUUCCUGAACUCGUUCAAGAUGAAGAUGUCCGUCAUCCUGGGAGUCAUCCACAUGCUGUUUGGAGUGACGCUGAGUCUCUUAAAUCACCGGUAUUUCGAUAAGCCGCUGAAUAUCUACUUGGGAUUCAUCCCAGAGAUUAUCUUCAUGUCCAGUCUCUUUGGCUACCUGGUCAUUCUGAUCUUCUAUAAGUGGAUCGCAUACGAUGUCAAGAUUUCAAAGGAUGCUCCCAGUCUCCUCAUCGCCUUUAUCAACAUGUUCCUCUUCAACUACAGCGACCCCAGUAACAAACCUCUCUACAGAGGACAGAUGGUCGUACAAUCACUUUUGGUGGUAAUCGCCUUGGCCUGUGUUCCCUGUAUGUUAAUAGUGAAAACUCUAGUUAUGCGGAGACAGUAUUUGUGGCGGAAGCACCUGGGUACGCAGAACUUUGGAGGGAUCAGGGUGGGCAACGGACCCACUGAGGACGAGGCUGAAAUUAUCCAGCAUGACCAGCUCUCGCAGCACUCUGAGGAGGAGCCUGAGCAUUGCCUUUUGUCACCUGCUGUCAAGGCUCGCGAGGAAGAAGAGUUUAACUUUGGGGAUGUGGCAGUGCAUCAGGCCAUCCACACCAUAGAGUACUGCCUGGGCUGUAUCUCCAACACCGCCUCCUAUCUGAGGCUUUGGGCCCUCAGUUUGGCUCAUGCACAGUUGUCAGAGGUGCUGUGGUCCAUGGUGAUGCGCAUCGGCCUCUCGAGCAGCAGCUUGGGAGGUUUCUUCCUUCUGUCCAUAGUCUUUUUCUUCUUUGCUGUUCUCACAGUUGCCAUUCUCCUCAUUAUGGAGGGCUUAUCAGCCUUCUUACAUGCACUGCGACUGCACUGGGUGGAGUUCCAAAACAAGUUUUAUUCAGGCCAGGGCUUCAAGUUCCUCCCCUUCACCUUUGAAAGCAUCCUGGAUGGGAGAUUUGAAGACUGAGAUCUGACAACUCUGCUUCUAUGAAUGUCACUCAUCCCUUAAGAAUCUGUGGUGUUGAAUAGUGAUUUUUUUUCUGUGUGUGAUGAAGUUUCCAUGAGUGACACUCCACAAGAUUAUCUGUCAGACUGCCAUUUGUUUUAAACUUCUCAUUACUUUUUAGAAUCCAAGCGGGAACAUCUACUCAGAAAUUCAUUCAUUCCUCAGAAAAAAUAUCAUUAUCUGUAAUCUGUUGUGUGUAUUGUCAUAGUGAAGUCAUUUUUUGUUUUACCCGUGUUUUAUUUAGUUUAAUAUUAUUUAUGCAAAUCUUUCCUUCAUAAAAUGUGCAUUUUCCUGUGGUAGUGUUGCUCGAUCAUAAAUCAUAAAUGGGGUCUUCUCUGCGCGAAUGACUGAUUAUGUUGAGUGAUGCUUAUUCAGUGAAGUGACAACUGUUUACAACUUAUCUGUGUGUCCUCUCUGUACUGUUCUUUAUUGUGCACAGAGGAUCUCAUCUGCAUGAUUUUGAAAACACAAACCCACCUUGCACACUGCAGUCACUGACCUCGCACACAAAUGGCUAUAAAGGUCUAAAGGGAAAACAGUUAAACUUAUUUCAGAAUGUCAGUCUUUGAAGAGGGAGAUGAGCUGGCUCUUUAAUCCUGCAUUUUGUACUAACAUUGCCAUAAAUGCCCUUUGUGUUGAGUGAUGUGUUCUCUGUUAGUCUACAGGCAGAGACUGAACGGAGAUCUAAAGGAAGUGGAUGUUCUGUGACAGCAUGAGGUUUAAAAUGUUAUCGUCACACUUAGAAGGGAGUGACAGCCACAGCGCAAAAUUAAUUCCUCAGAAAUCAUUUACCACCCACAUUAAUUGUACAUCUGUAUCAAUAAAGUGGAAAGAGCAGGA